UAUGCUCCAAGACACAGGCGAUAAUUUUCAAUUUUCAAGAAAGUCAAAACGAACGUCUCUUUAAAUUGAGACGCGUUGACAAUUAAAAAGGAGAAGUUACUGCUACCCUGCACCAGAUCACACAACUCUCGCGCCAGUUUUUUAACAUCGGAGGAAAAUGUUUUACAACUAAAACCCUAGUCUACGUUUAUCAUUAAAUCACGCAAAGAAUCAAAUCAACUGUCAACAAAACAUGCUUGCUGAUCAAGAAGAAACUCCUUCCAGGGAAGAAUUAUUGAGUAUGGUGAAGAAGCAUUCGAAUUUCAUCGGCAAAACCAUAGUAGAUGAGCAAGAUUCCGCUGACCUUGAAAUGGAUUCUGGAUUUUGGCAUGAUGUUUUUGAUUUGUACUUUAUUCGUAGUAAGGAAUCGAGAGGACGACAGGAUGACGAUCUCUUAUUUUUCGUCCGGAAAAGGAGUUUGGAUGGAUAUGGUUUCAACGAUAAUGCUGAAGAGGUCCCUCCAUACUUUGUACGCAGGUGGGCAUCCAAGCUGGAUAACUUGCUUGGCAAGAACUCGAUAGAGGUUGAUUGGAGGCGCUCAUUUUAUUUGAACAUGAUUGCCCAUACUUCAUUCUCAGUAACAGUGGCAAUUUGCAGUCAUAGGGUCCUUCAAAACUAUCAAUCUGGGCAAAAUGCACCGCUGUCUCCCAUAUACAAGGUUGUAAAAACUGUUUAUGCAUCUCCAAGCCGUGUAUAUUUUCAUUUGGACUCAAAGAAGGAAGUAGAGACUACACCUGCGUAUCCAGAUAUCUGUUUUGCAGUAGAUGACUUUGACUCCACUUUCGAUGCUGUGGUCUUGUCAGAUACGGACCACUGUUACUGUGUGCUUCUGAAUGCACAUGAUGGAGCAGCAUUUCCUACUGAAAAAGAGUCACCUGAUAGCAGUUUCAGUAAUAAUGCGCCUCUGAGAAUUGAUACUAACUCUGGAAAGAUGGGGAAUACUAAGCUUACUCUUUUCUCAGGAUUUGUCAGCUAUCAGAUGGUUCGAGAUGCAUAUGAUGCUGGAAAAUCUCGAUUUGGGAGCCUUCUUUCACUUGGUCAAUCCCCAGGCAAAACAGACAGACUGUACAUGAAAGGCCCUGGAGGACGUGGGGAAGUUGAAGUUGCUGUUUCUGGUGUAGCAGAUCAAAGCCAGCAGGAUUCAGGCCCCUUUUCACCAGUUGUAUCAAAGAGAGGAUUUGGGAUUGGCUCGAUUGUUCGUAAAGCAGCAUCUGUUGCAUCUGUGGCAGCAAAGCAUGCCUUUGCAGCUGCCUCUGCAACUUCUUCAGAUGAUGAGAUGAUACCCCUCAAAUGUUGCUUAAUGUCUAUAUCGUUGCCCUGGGAAAACAUUGCUUAUGACCUUCUGUUUAAGGGAAAUCCUCCUGUGAUGUUGUAAUCGUCGUAAAUAGCCAUCACUGGAAAUCAUAAAAUGGUGGACUCUCCUCCAGCAAGGGAAAGCCUGGAAGAUGCUUCUAUAAGAAAAGAAACUAAAAGUUACCGCUUAUUAGUUUUUAACCUAAGUUGUAUAUGGAAAUUCACUCUUAGUUUUGGUGUUUGGUCAAGCAUGUCUUUGGGCUGUUGUUGGGUAUUUAUGUUGUAUAUUACGUUUAAUGAAUUUGAGUAAAUAACUGAUGUAGUAGUGCCAACUGUUGUCGAUUCUCAUUAACACUUGGCAUUAGUUACAAUUUGUUACAGUGCGGGUAUGAGUUAACAUAUCCUCUUGCAUGAAAGUUCGGCUCUGCAUUUGUAGCUUUUCAUAA
Pistacia vera is the source of this 1778-nucleotide messenger RNA. RefSeq lists its product as uncharacterized. The record is from RefSeq and is a predicted model, not a curated record. NCBI's taxonomy places the organism in Eukaryota, Viridiplantae, Streptophyta, Magnoliopsida, Sapindales, Anacardiaceae. The transcript is spliced from 12 exons. Bases 233 to 1414 code for a protein of 393 amino acids.